This is a messenger RNA of Myotis daubentonii (Daubenton's bat), 381 nucleotides long. Its product is annotated as huntingtin-interacting protein M-like. Gene Ontology annotation, molecular function: protein heterodimerization activity. Lineage: Eukaryota; Metazoa; Chordata; Mammalia; Chiroptera; Vespertilionidae. The record is from RefSeq and is a predicted model, not a curated record.
AUGUCACAAAAUCAAAGCCCUGCGAACUCCACCAAGACUCCAGACCACGAUUUAACCGCCGAGUUGCAGUCUCCUUUGACCUACGUGGAUCGCCUUCUUCAAAACAAUCAACAGAAUCAAGAUCAAAGUUCCGGCGCAAAUGACUUGGUUAUGGUCAUGCUCGACUCCCUGACGGACUACAUCGUGGAGAUGGUGGGCAUGGAGGUCAACAACCAACGUGCGGCAAGUGCUGCAAGUGCUCCAAGUGCGCCAAGUGUGCGGAGCGCGCCGACUGCCCAGCCAGAGGCGGAGAGGGCAGCCAACAGCCAUGAAGUGCCGCCGCGCUACCGUGAUGCAGCCUUCACUCUGUUCGACCCAAAGCGUGCAUCUAGAAGAGGCUGA